Molecule: messenger RNA, 1708 nt
Organism: Lonchura striata (white-rumped munia)
Lineage: Eukaryota; Metazoa; Chordata; Aves; Passeriformes; Estrildidae
Source: RefSeq, a predicted model, not a curated record
GCGGCUCGGCCCGUUCCGGUCCGCUCGGCCCGGCUCCGCUCCGUCUGUCCCGGCUCGGCCCGGCCCGGCCAUGGGCUGGCCCGUGCUGCUGAGCGCGGCCGCGCUCCUGGCCGCCGCCGCCGCCUGGGAGCCCUCGGCCGAAGAGGAGCGGCUGUUCAAGGCCUGGAUGCUGCAGAACGAGCGGCGGUACGGCCCCGAGGAGUACCCGCGCAGGCUGCGCACCUUCCUGCGCAACAAGCGGCGCAUCGAGGAGCACAACGCCGGCAACCGCAGCUUCCAGAUGGGCCUGAACCAGUUCUCGGACCUGACCUUCGCGGAGUUUAAAAAGCUGUACCUGUGGAGCGAGCCGCAGAACUGCUCAGCCACCAAGGGGAACUUCCUGCGCAGCUCUGGGCCCUAUCCCGACUCCAUCGACUGGAGGAAGAAGGGGAAUUUUGUGACACCCGUGAAGAACCAGGGUCCCUGCGGGAGCUGCUGGACCUUUUCCACCACGGGCUGCCUGGAGUCUGCCAUUGCCAUUGCCACGGGAAAGCUGCUCUCUCUGGCAGAGCAGCAGUUGGUUGAUUGCGCCCAGGCCUUCAACAACCAUGGCUGCAGUGGGGGCCUGCCGAGCCAAGCCUUCGAGUACAUCCUGUACAACAAAGGGCUCAUGGGGGAGGACAGCUACCCGUAUCGGGCCAAGAACGGCACCUGCAGGUUCCAGCCGGAGAAGGCCAUUGCCUUUGUCAAGGAUGUGAUCAAUAUCACGCAGUAUGACGAGGAUGGCAUGGUGGAAGCUGUGGGGAGGCACAACCCAGUGAGCUUUGCCUUUGAGGUGACCAGUGACUUCAUGCACUACAGGAAAGGAGUGUAUUCCAACCCCCGCUGCGAGCACACCCCUGACAAGGUGAACCACGCCGUGCUGGCCGUGGGCUACGGACAGGAGGAUGGCACUCCCUACUGGAUCGUCAAGAACUCCUGGGGCCGCCUGUGGGGCAUGCAGGGGUAUUUCCUUAUUGAACGAGGCAAGAACAUGUGUGGGCUGGCCGCCUGUGCCUCCUACCCCGUUCCCCAGGUGUAGCACAGUGCAGGGGGCCGGGGAUGGAGCCACUGAGGGGCUGAGUGCCGGCAGGAGGGGAGCAGAGCAAGGGGCCACGGCCCCUGCCGGGGCUGUCACCUGCCGGGGCUGUCCCCUGCCAGAGCUGUCACCUGCCGCAGGUGUCACCUGGUGCAGGUGUCACCUGCGGAAGCUGUCCCCUGCCAGAGCUGUCACCUGGUGCAGGUGUCACCUGCGGAAGCUGUCCCCUGCCGCAGGUGUCCCCUGCCGCAGGUGUCCCCUGCGGGCGGCUCGGCUCGCACAGCCCCGCUGCAGCAGCACACCCGGUGCCUGCCCGCUGUGACCGAAGCCUGGGUGCUCCUGUGCCCCUGCCGGUCCCUCCAGGCGUGCCCGGUGUGCCUCCGUGCCCUGUCCCAGCCGGGACACACCUGUGGAGCAGCAGGGACACCCCACGGGAUCCGAUCGAAGCACACGGAGCUCCCCGUGCCCCUCGGGUGGCUUUUGGUUUUGCAAUCACCACGUGUAAAUUUCAGCGAUUUUAUAAUUUUCUCUGAAGGCAAUUUCCCUGUUCUUUAAUGGAAGGAUGAGUGCUGUGAUUUGUACACUUUUACCGAUUUUCAUGAGAUGCCCGCUAUAUUUUGUAUUAAAAACCAGGGUGUUUUAAAUCACAUA